UGCUGUCCUGACGCCGUGGGGGUCACAGAAACAUCCAGAGGAGAGAUGAGCCCAGCGUUAGUUCUGCAUUGACUUGGGGUCCCUGGAACUUGGAAGCCCCUGGCAGCCCGCCAUGUGGAGCUGCCCGCUCAACGGCACGGGCGGCGACGACCCGCUGCCCUGCCUGCACGUCCAGCGGGCGCUGUCCGCGCUGUCGCUGCUCUACCUGCUGGGCGGCGUCCCCCUCGGCCUGGGCUACAACGCGCUGCUGCUGCUGGCCAACCUGCACGACCCGGGCGGCAUGACCAUGCCCGACGUCUACUUCGCCAACAUGGCGGCGGCGGGGCUGCUGCUCUGCGCCCUAGCACCCGCGCAUCUGCUGGGCCCUGGCGCGGCCGGUGGGGCCACCUGGGACCUGGGCAGCGAGGUGCACGUCUCGCUGCUGGUGCUGUUCAAUGUGGCGGCGCUGGUGACACUCUACUCCACUGCCCUGUUGGGCCUGGACUGCUAUAUCGAGCGCGCGCUGCCACGCACCUAUAUGUCCAGUGUCUACAACACCCGGCACGUGUGCGGCUUCGUCUGGGGCGGCGCCCUGCUCGCCGGCUUCUCCUCCCUGCUCUUCUACAUCUGCAGCCACGUGGCUGCGAGGCUGGUGGAGUGCUCGCGGAUGCAGGACGCGGCGGCGGCCGACGCCAUCAUGCUGCUCGUCGGCUACCUGGUGCCCGGCCUGGCCGUGCUCUACGCGCUCGUGCUCCUGGCGCGGGUCCGCAAGGAGGACACACUGCUCGACCGGGACGCGGGCCACCCGGACCCCUCGGCGCACAGGCUGCUGGUGGCCACCGUGUGCGCGCAGUUCGGGCUCUGGACGCCCCACUACCUGACGCUCCUGGGGCGCACGGUCUUGGCAGCGCGGGGGAAGCCACUGGACGGGCACCACGUGGGGACGCUGCUCCUCGCCAAGGACCUGUCCCGGUUCCUGGCCUUCGCCAGCAGCGCCGUGGUGCCGCUUUUGUACCGCCACCUAGACAGAAACUUCCCCGGCAAGCUCCGGAGACUGAUGAAGAAGCUGCGCCGUGGGCACCAGAGCUGUUCCCCGGACCAAGCGGGGGCGCAGCCGGUGACGGCAUAGACGCUGCUCCAGGGGCACCGCCGGGGGCGGGGCGGGCCGCACUGGCCAGAAGCACAGCCCGCGGUGAUCGGUCCCCUGUGCCCGAGGUUCGCUCCCUCCUCCCAGGUCAGGCGACCAGGAAAUGACGCUGACUCCAGCCCCUGCUCCCUCGCCCCCUGGAGACGAGGCAGAACCAGGCACAGCCCCGUGGAGUUCCCCAAGCGCCCGGUGUGAGGAUGAGCCGUGUCCUCGGUGCCCGGCCACCCUUGGGUGUGCUCGUCUCCUGCUCGCACCUUUCAGGUCCGUGCCUGCAACAGCCUGCUUCCCCUCAGGCGCAAACAAAGUAAUGAAAACCUAACACCAGUA
This is a messenger RNA of Dama dama (fallow deer), 1453 nucleotides long. It is a transcript of the gene GPR146, whose product is annotated as G protein-coupled receptor 146. The record is from RefSeq and is a predicted model, not a curated record. Gene Ontology annotation, biological process: G protein-coupled receptor signaling pathway. Gene Ontology annotation, cellular component: membrane. The transcript is spliced from 2 exons. Gene Ontology annotation, molecular function: G protein-coupled receptor activity. The coding region runs from base 113 to 1108 and encodes 331 amino acids. Lineage: Eukaryota; Metazoa; Chordata; Mammalia; Artiodactyla; Cervidae.